Molecule: messenger RNA, 1521 nt
Organism: Penicillium malachiteum
Lineage: Eukaryota; Fungi; Ascomycota; Eurotiomycetes; Eurotiales; Aspergillaceae
Exons: 3
Coding region: 1-1521 (506 amino acids)
Biological process (GO): regulation of DNA-templated transcription
Cellular component (GO): nucleus
Molecular function (GO): DNA-binding transcription factor activity, RNA polymerase II-specific; transcription cis-regulatory region binding
Source: RefSeq, a predicted model, not a curated record
AUGCUCAUGGGUAUUGCCCCGCUUAGGCCUUGCCUCCCUGGAAAGGCUAUUAGGGCGCAUACUGCAGAGAAGAACAACACAAUCUCUCGCAUUUCACAGCUUGAAGGAAGGCUGGAUGGACUUGUCUCUCAACUGGAACGUAGUCGGGUAUUACCUACUGAUGCGAAAUCGUUAUCUCCACUAUCGUCUGAUGAAGACCUGUCAUUUUCAACAAUUGCCCCUUCUUUACCGACCCCAGUCUGUGGUUUCGCCUCCGAGGAAUCUCUUGUUGAAUUCCGUGAAAAGAUGCUGAAGUACUUCCCAUUCAUGGAUCUUCCUCAUGAUGCAGAUUGGCUCAAAUGCCAUCGACCUUUCCUUUCGAAAUGUAUUCUGUCUGCAACAUCUCAGUCCACGAGUACAAAGCUUACACUGGGAGAGCAAAUCAAGAAUGAAUUGAUCCAACGCGUAUACAUCAACAAUGAUCCAAGAACAGUCAACAUCGAUCUACUUCUAGGUCUUCUAACAUUUAUAGCUUGGGGCCAUGACAAUCUGCUUCAUAAAACCGCCGUUAAAAUCCCACGCUUCACUCAGCUAGCCAUUGGACUGGUUUUCGAUCUUCGUCUCAAUAAACCGCAACAAGAGUCACAUACGCUUCCGGGAAAGACAUGGUCAAAAACCCAAGAAAAUACUCUCGAAGAAAAGCGAGCUGUGCUAGGAUGCUGGAUGAUGAGCUCAGUGGUAUCUUCUUAUCUGAAGCAAAUUGAUCCUCUGCAGUGGACUCCGUAUAUGGAUGAGUGUCUGGAAACUUUGGCGAAGAGUCCCGAGUCGAUCAAUGAUGAAAUCUUCAUGCAUCAAAUCAGGCUCCAGCGGGUAGCUGGGGAAGUUGAUGACAUGAAACAUACAGGAAAAUUUCCGUUAUCGUUUUAUAUUACGAGUUUUCGACACCGCAUUGAUAUCAUCAAAUGCAAUAUAUCUCCUAUGGUGCUCAAAGACAGAAUCCUCCUUUCAUCCCUUUACUAUGCUGACAUGAGCAUAUAUGGCAUUUCUCUCAAAGAUAAAAGUGGCACAAACCCCCAAAGUCUCGGCUACCUCUACAUGUGUCUCCAAACAACCAAAUCCGCGAUCGAAAACUUUUUCGAAAUUCCAAUCAUAGAAUGCAUUGGACUGAGCUUCACAUUUUUUACUCAGCUUGCGCGAACAAUACUCAUUCUAUUCAAGCUCUCUACCUUUGAGAAUGAAGCUUGGGAUACGAAAUUCGUGCGAAAAGAAAUCGAUGUGCUUCAGGUACUGGACCGGCUAUUGAAGAUUAUAGAUGAAGCAAAAUCGAUGAUAGGUUCACAAGGGGAUGAUGGCUUUCUGGAUAGAGCCGCGACUAUCUUCGCUACAGUCAAAUCGUGGUGUUUGUCAAAGCUGGAACCGGGGGAUGUUACGGUCAACGAUAUGGCAUCUGAUGCUACCUGUGAUUUCAUACCCGAUGGGAACUGUACACCAGAGGAUUUUGUUCUGGAUGAUGCUUGGUUAAAAGAAUAUUUGAAUCUAUGA